CAUCUCUCUCUCUCGGUCGGACUCAGUAUAUCUCCAUCAGCUGCCGCCGAGAUGUCGACUCCAGAUGCAGCCAGUUCUCCCGGGGGCCCGGUGGGUGAGGGGGGCCCCCCGGCUCCGGCCCCGAAUCUCACCAGCAACAGACGACUGCAGCAGACACAAGCACAAGUGGACGAGGUGGUGGACAUCAUGCGUGUGAACGUGGACAAGGUCCUGGAGCGGGACCAGAAGCUGUCGGAGCUGGACGACCGGGCCGACGCCCUGCAGGCCGGAGCCUCGCAGUUCGAGAGCAGCGCCGCCAAACUCAAGAACAAGUACUGGUGGAAAAACUGCAAGAUGAUGAUCAUCAUGGCAGUUAUAGGUGUUAUAUGUUGUGGAGUCAUCUUCUUGUACUUCUUCUACUGAGCUGGUCUUCAGGGAUGGACACGCACGAGUCGCCGGACCGGAGUCUGCACCUGCACCCCCGCCGCCGCCGCCGCCGCCACCUCUCCUGCUCUUCAUCCUCCUCUUCCUCAGAUAAAACCCUCCAUGCUCGGUCUGUGAUGUGCUCCAGUGCCUCCUUUUCUUCUCUGCUCCUGUUGGGAAAACGUCUCCUGGGUGGGCGCAAUAUCUAUUUUUGGGUUCCCUGCAUCGGGACAGCUUACUACAUUAGGAGUUAAGUUAAGAAAAAGUCAACUAAAAGGGACUUUUUCCUUCCUUUGGGUGCUGUGUCAAAGAGGAAGUCACAUUUCUUGCAGCCAAACAGAAAGGCCGUUACUAAAUCCUACACACUGCUCCUUUAAGCAAAUUAAUGAUUGUAGUUACUAUUUAUGUUUUGACAGUGUUCAACAUUAAUCUGGUUCUAAAUCUAUCGACAGCGAACUAUAACAUCACUAAACAGUAUUUAAACCCUAGUUAAUGGUUUCCUGUUUCUUUUCCUAUCUCUCCAGCUGUGUUGUAUUAGUCCGGUAUUGUUGAGGACAGCUGCCCCCUGUCUGUCAGUAUUGGUACUGCUGCUGAUUUAUUACUGUAACAGUUGUGCUGCAGGAACCUGGUCCUGGUUUUAUUUCCAUCAUCCUGAACCAACCUGACUUGUGUUUUGUGUGUUUCAGCUGCGGUUCGAGUGUUUCCGUGUUCUGCUUGAAUGAGAACUCCUCUGUAUAGUUUUGAGGCAUUUUUAUGAAUGAAAACAGUGAGACUGUAGACUGCAGAUAUUAGAAGGUUUUGGUUUUUGAACUAAAAGAGAAAUAAUGUGAUUAGGUGUUGGGAUAUCAAAGGAGGAGUGACAUUUAAAGAGUACAAGGAAGGUUGUUUUGAUUUUUUUCUGGCCUGGAAUUUCAAAUAAAUUCAUGUUUGCAACAGAAA
Molecule: messenger RNA, 1341 nt
Organism: Etheostoma spectabile (orangethroat darter)
Lineage: Eukaryota; Metazoa; Chordata; Actinopteri; Perciformes; Percidae
Gene: vamp1a
Product: vesicle associated membrane protein 1a
Exons: 5
Coding region: 52-402 (116 amino acids)
Biological process (GO): vesicle-mediated transport
Cellular component (GO): membrane
Source: RefSeq, a predicted model, not a curated record